AUGAGUCUCCGAACAGCUCUCUCACUCCCACGGCGGGCCACUCUCUCUCAUACAUCCGCAGUGGAUCUCCGAUGCUGGCCGUCCAGCUCGGCCCGAGCUUUCUCAACGACAGUCCACCGUGACGCAACGUGGGGCUUCGUCGGUCUAGGACAAAUGGGAUACCACAUGGCCAAGAACCUGCGUGCCAAGAUCCCGGCUUCCGAUACUCUGAUUGUGCGCGAUAUCAACGAAGAUGCUAUGAAACGCUUUGUUGCGGAGGCUCAAGAGGCUGCGCGCAGUACCGGCGCUGGCGCCGGUGAGGGUCUCGUUGAGAUUGCUGAGAAUGCGCGCGAGGUCGCUGAGAAAUCGGAAGUGAUGGUCACAAGCUUGCCCGAGUCUCAGCAUGUCAUUGAGGUGUUUCACUCUAUUCUCAAACACGGCGAGCUUCCACCGCUCACACAAGAGCGUCUGUUCAUCGACACAUCCACCAUUGACCCUGUCACGUCUAAGGACAUUGCAAGCGCAAUCCACACCACCCAAGCGGGCCGUUUCGUUGAUGCCCCCGUAUCGGGUGGUGUUGUCGGCGCUCGCGCAGGAACGCUCUCAUUCAUGUUCGGCGCCUCCUCCCAGACAGGACAGCUUCUUGAGCGCGUGCGCGGCGUGCUGUCGCUCAUGGGCAAGAAAGCGUGGCAUCUUGGUGACCCUGGUGCCGGUGUCUCUGGCAAACUAGCCAACAACUACAUUCUGGCUUUAAACAACAUCGCCACUGCUGAAGCUAUGAACCUUGGUGUUCGAUGGGGUCUGGAGCCCAAGGCUUUAGCUGAGAUGAUCAACUCUUCUACGGGCCGCUGCUGGCCUUCCGAGGUUAAUAACCCUGUUCCUGGUGUUGUCGAGACGGCUCCUGCUUCCCGUGGUUAUGAGGGUGGCUUUGGGGUCAGUCUAAUGCACAAGGAUCUGCGGUUGGCCAUCACAGCUGCGAAGGAGUCUGGCACUCCUCUUGCUUUGGGCGACAAGGCUCGCGAAGUAUAUAAAGCUGUUGAGGAUGCGCACCGGGGUAAAGACUUCUCGGUGGUUUAUAAGUGGCUGCAGGAGAAAUCCGAAUAA
Penicillium canescens is the source of this 1083-nucleotide messenger RNA. RefSeq lists its product as uncharacterized. Bases 1 to 1083 code for a protein of 360 amino acids. Lineage: Eukaryota; Fungi; Ascomycota; Eurotiomycetes; Eurotiales; Aspergillaceae. The transcript has 3 exons. The record is from RefSeq and is a predicted model, not a curated record. Gene Ontology annotation, cellular component: mitochondrion. Gene Ontology annotation, molecular function: NAD binding; NADP binding; 3-hydroxyisobutyrate dehydrogenase activity. Gene Ontology annotation, biological process: L-valine catabolic process.